This is a messenger RNA of Arachis duranensis, 2438 nucleotides long. Its product is annotated as ATPase family AAA domain-containing protein FIGL1. The record is from RefSeq and is a predicted model, not a curated record. The transcript is spliced from 13 exons. NCBI's taxonomy places the organism in Eukaryota, Viridiplantae, Streptophyta, Magnoliopsida, Fabales, Fabaceae. Bases 101 to 2152 code for a protein of 683 amino acids. Gene Ontology annotation, molecular function: ATP binding; ATP hydrolysis activity.
UUCCCCCCCAAAAAUAAUCAUAUGUUGGACAAUAGGAGUGAGGCGCGGUUAAUACAUUUGAGUUUGAGAGAAGAAGAAAGCAAAACAGACAAAAAGAAAAAUGGCGGGAGAGAACACUAUGAAGCAAAGGCCUCUUCCUGUUCCGUCUUCUUCUCCGUCAAUGAGAGCGAAAAUGGAGGAAACAACAAAGGAAAAAUGCUGGAGAAUGGAAGUCGACGAGAAUCUGAAGCGCCUCCAGUCCCUUCAGUUCGGCGUCGACCACGCCCUCACCACCCAGGACUUUUCCUCCGCCUAUGUCCUCGGCCUCCGCCUCCUCGGCUUCCUCGACUCCCACUCCCAUUCCGACGUCGACGAAGCCUUCAUCCACCCUAUUCGCCGCCAAACCCUCUCCACUCUUGCCUCCGCUCGCCGUUCCCUCACUCCUGAUUCCGAUCGUCUAGCUUUUGAACAAGCAAAGAAGCCUCAGGGACGCGUUUUUGCCACAUCAGGUGAAAUUGACAUUGACAAGAUCCGCAAGUCGAAGUACUUUCGAGCUCUUCUCGCGCAAUCUAAUGAAAUUGACGAGAAUCAGUUGGGUGAACAAAUUGGGAAGCAAGACGGAUCGUGCGAGAAGCCGUCAAAGGAAAUGCUGCAAGCGAAGCUGACGUCAGCGUAUGGGAAGAGUGCAUUGAGGAAUGAUAAUGCUACGAAGAACUUCUUCAAUUUGAAGGAUAAUUGCUCUGAGGAAUGCGUUGUUGUUGAGAGGCCUCAAUUUCAGAACAGCCAUACAAAGGGUUCUACUAUUUCUUCUUUCUUGCAGGUUGAAGAGGAAGAAAGAAUGAACUCGUUUGGGAAGAAACGUGUGCAUAUGGAAAUUAAUAAUAGUCCCAAAGUUGGUUAUUCGAGGUCACCUUCAAGCAAAGAGGAUGUUAACCCUGAAGUUUCUGGCAAUGGAUUUGUAACUGCUAGAGCCAAAUUGGAAAUGGAAGCAAGGCAAAAGAGAGGGGCAGUUGGUUCACCCAAUGCACCUGUAUCCCCACAAGGCGAUAAUAAUCCUUCCAAUAGGUUAUAUAGUGGGAGAUCGUAUGGCAUUUCACGACGUGGCUUCCGUGGUAAUUUUGUCCCACCCAUUAAAUCCAAUGGGAGUAAUGUUGGAAAUGUGACUUCACGAAUUGCUGGAAAGGGAGAUGAUUCUCUAGAUGAUUCUACCAAAAGAUGUUUGGAAAUGCUGUGUGGGCCUGAUGGUGAGCUUCCUGAGAAAUUGAGGAAUUUGGAACCUCGCCUCAUCGAGCAUGUUAGUAAUGAGAUUAUGGAUAGAGAUCCUAAUGUCCGUUGGGAUGACAUUGCUGGGUUGGAGCAUGCCAAGAAAUGUGUAACUGAAAUGGUUAUAUGGCCUCUGCUACGUCCAGACAUAUUUAAGGGAUGCCGGUCACCUGGUAGGGGUUUGCUCUUAUUUGGUCCACCGGGAACUGGUAAAACGAUGAUAGGCAAAGCAAUAGCAGGGGAGGCAAAGGCAACCUUCUUUUACAUAUCUGCAAGUUCGUUGACAAGCAAGUGGAUUGGUGAAGGCGAAAAGCUAGUAAGAGCCCUUUUUGGAGUUGCCAGUUGUCGUCAGCCAGCAGUAAUUUUUGUUGAUGAGAUAGAUUCACUCCUCUCUCAGCGCAAGUCAGAUGGUGAGCAUGAAUCAAGUAGAAGGCUUAAGACACAAUUUCUCAUAGAAAUGGAAGGCUUUGAUAGUGGCAGCGAACAGAUUCUACUUAUAGGGGCAACAAAUCGUCCCCAAGAGCUUGAUGAAGCAGCAAGAAGGAGACUUACCAAAAGACUAUAUAUCCCCCUACCCUCCUCAGAAGCUAGAGCUUGGAUUAUACGUAACCUACUAGAGAAAGAUGGAUUAUUCAGUCUAUCAAGGGAGGAAAUAGAUAUCAUAUGUAACAUAACCGAAGGUUAUUCAGGAUCUGACAUGAAAAACUUAGUGAAGGAUGCAUCUAUGGGUCCCCUAAGAGAGGCCCUAAAACAGGGUAUAGAAAUUUCAAAGUUGAAGAAGGAGGAUAUGAGGCCAGUAACCCUUCAGGACUUCGAGAAUGCCCUAAAAGAAGUGAGGCCUUCUGUUUCCACUAACGAACUUGGCACCUACGAUGAAUGGAACAACCAGUUUGGAAGCCUAUCACGGUAGACUGUAGAGGUUCAUCUUAUCAUUCUAUGGAGACGGCUUUGAAAAAAUCAAUUAGACAAUGGAUAGCAAAAUUAAUUUCAAUUGCAAUCCCUGCAUACACCGGGUAUUGUAUAGUUAAUAAUUAAUAAUAGGUAAAUACUUUAAGGAACACAUUGAUGGGGAAAAAGAAUUAAAAAUGAACUACGCAGGCCCCAAACGUUAGUUAUAUUUAAAUCACUUCCGUACGUAGAUCAACCAUGGGUUAUGAAAUAAAUAAUCAAUUGCGCCAGGCAUAAAGCAUUAUUCC